Messenger RNA from Zonotrichia albicollis (white-throated sparrow), 3648 nucleotides. Lineage: Eukaryota; Metazoa; Chordata; Aves; Passeriformes; Passerellidae. The record is from RefSeq and is a predicted model, not a curated record.
UUUUUCUAAAUGAGCUUAUAUGUAUUUUUUGUCUUAUGUAUUCUGUAAUUCAGCAGAAGCACACGGAAAAGUAAAUUCUUAUGCUAGAAACUGUUUUGGGUGGUGUCCAGCGACAGGAGAGGAGCAGUGGCCGUAAACGAAAACACAGGAAGUUCCACCUCAACCUGAGGAAGGAUUUCUGUACAUAAAAGGUGGCAGAGCCCAGGAGCAGCUGCCUGGGAAGGGAGUCCCCCUCUGGAGACAUUCCAAACCCUGGGAAGGCAUUACCCGCUCUAGGCCACCUGCCUUGGCUGGGGGUUUGCCCAGAUCAUCUCUGGAGGUUCCUUCCAGCCUUGCCUGCUCUGUGAUUUUUAUAAUUCCACACUUGGUAUAUUUGUCAGUGAGAUGUUGAAGUACAGAUGCAACUAUUUGUUUAAAAAUAAGAUGUAUUUGGCAACGCCAAGACUAAAAUUCUGAUUAUGUUACUUAUAGGUCUUUAAUAAUAAUUUUUUUUCUUUUGCGUGUUACUUAUUUUAGGAAAUAAGCUUUAAAUAGGAAGCAGUUUGUGUACUUCUUCUUUAAAGUUGGUUUUAACUAGAGAAGUGGAGAGACUAAUACUGUGCAUUUUUGUUGCCUUUUCAGUAAUAUAAUUCCACUUUUCUCUAUUUUUCCUCCUGAGAAAAAAUAGUGUCUUCUGAUAAGAAAUGUAGUCUACUAAACACGGAGUCUAAAACUUGUGUAUUUCUAGGAUGCAUGUGUAAUUUACAGAGUCAAUUUACGAUGAGUUUUGUUUGGGUUUUUUUCACCGUGUGCAAUUUCUUUCCGCUUUCGAUGUCUGUUUCUUUCAGGAAGAAAAUGAAAAUAUUUUCUGAGUCUCACAAAACUGUUUUCGUUGUGGAUCACUGCCCCUACAUGGCAGAAUCAUGCAGGCAGCACGUGGAAUUCGAUAUGUUAGUGAAGAACCGCACCCAGGGCAUCAUUCCUCUGGCACCCAUCUCCAAGUCCCUGUGGACCUGCUCAGUGGAGUCAUCCAUGGAAUACUGUAGAAUAAUGUAUGAUAUUUUCCCUUUCAAGAAACUGGUGAAUUUCAUUGUAAGUGAUUCUGGGGCUCAUGUGUUGAAUUCUUGGACUCAGGAAGAUCAGAACUUGCAGGAGCUGAUGGCGGCACUGGCGGCCGUGGGGCCGCCGAACCCGCGGGCAGACCCCGAGUGCUGCAGCAUCCUGCACGGGCUGGUGGCCGCCGUGGAGGCGCUGUGCAAGAUCACCGAGUACCAGCACGAGGCCCGCACCAUGCUCAUGGAGAACGCCGAGCGCGUCGGCAACCGCGGCCGGAUCAUCUGCAUCACCAACGCCAAGAGUGACAGCCAUGUUCGGAUGCUGGAGGAUUGUGUUCAGGAGACCAUUCAUGAGCACAACAAGCUUGCAGCUAACUCUGACCAUCUAAUGCAGAUUCAGAAAUGUGAACUGGUGUUAAUCCACACGUACCCAGUUGGUGAAGACAGCCUUGUUUCAGAUCGUCCUAAAAAAGAGCUGUCCCCUGUUCUAACCAGUGAAGUGCACAGUGUCCGUGCAGGGAGGCACCUGGCUACAAAACUGAAUCUUUUAGUGCAGCAACACUUUGAUCUGGCUUCAACCACAAUAACUAACAUCCCUAUGAAGCCCACAUUCAAUGUCUGUGAUCAGGAAGAACAACAUGCUAACACAUCAGCCAACUAUGAUGUGGAGCUGCUUCAUCACAAAGAGGCACAUGUGGAUUUUUUAAAGAGUGGUGAUAACCACGUGGGGGGCAAUAGCAGAGAAGGCACAUUUAAAGAAACUGUGACACUGAAAUGGUGCACUCCUCGAACCAACAGCGUGGAACUGCACUAUUGCACCGGAGCAUACAGAAUUUCACCAGUAGAUGUAAAUAGCAGACCUUCUUCAUGCCUUACAAACUUUCUCCUUAAUGGUCGCUCAGUGUUGUUGGAGCAGCCACGCAAGUCUGGCUCAAAAGUCAUCAGCCACAUGCUCAGCAGCCACGGGGGAGAGAUUUUCUUGCACGUGUUGAGCAGCUCCCGCUCAAUCCUGGAAGAUCCCCCCUCGAUUAGCGAGGGCUGCGGUGGGAGGGUCACUGACUACAGGAUCACAGAUUUUGGUGAAUUUAUGAGGGAAAACCGAUUAACUCCUUUUCUAGAGCCCAGAUAUAAGAUGGAUGGAAGUCUUGAAAUUCCAUUGGAACGUGCAAAAGAUCAGUUAGAGAAACAUACUCGUUACUGGCCUAUGAUUAUUUCUCAGACCACCAUCUUCAACAUGCAAGCUGUAGUGCCAUUAGCCAGUGUGAUUGUAAAGGAAACAAUGACUGAUGAGGAUGUGCUGAAUUGUCAAAAAACAAUAUACAAUUUGGUAGACAUGGAGAGGAAGAACGAUCCACUGCCAAUUUCAACAGUUGGUACCAGAGGAAAGGGGCCAAAAAGGGAUGAGCAGUACCGCAUCAUGUGGAACGAGCUGGAGACCCUGGUGCGAGCGCACAUCAACAACUCUGACAAACACCAGCGCGUCCUGGAGUGCCUCAUGGCCUGCAGGAGCAAACCCCCCGAGGAGGAGGAGCGCAAGAAACGGGGCAGGAAGAGAGAAGACAAAGAGGACAAAUCAGAGAAGCUGGGCAAAGACUAUGAAUCAGAUAAGCCAUGGCAGGAUUCAGAGAGGUUAAAAGGUCUUUUGGAUCGGGAGAAAGAAGAACUGGCAGAAGCUGAAGUUAUCAAAGACUCCCCUGAUUCUCCUGAGCCCCCCAACAAAAAACCUCUCAUUACAAUGGAUGAGAUGCCCACAGUUGAAAAGGCAAAAGGGCCAAUGUCCUUGCUGUCUAUAUGGAGCAACAGAAUUAAUACUGCCAACUCUAGGAAACACCAGGAAUUUAUUGGCCGGUUGAACUCUGUCAACAACAAAGCUGAGCUGUAUCAACAUCUGAAAGAAGAAAAUGGAAUGGAAACAACAGAAAAUGGAAAAGCAGGCCGGCAGUGAGAAUUAAUUCUGUUUCUUGGGACAAAACCUGGCCAAAAUGCAAAACUAUUUAAUGCUGGAAUUGCUCUUGGUACUGUUUCAUUACAAUUGUAUAGCUGUGGUUUGAUUGGUUUUUACAUUUUUCUAGACCUAUUUUUGCUAUGAAGUAUGAAACCUGCGUAUCACGUUAAACCAGCUGUGUGCAAAUAGGAGCUGUCCUGAAGCGUUUUCCAGUCGUGCUUUAGGAUGAAGAAAACCUCUGCUGCCAUGGAGUAAAUCAAGUAAUCAAAAAUGUUAGUCACCUUAAAGUCCUUGCCCAGAAGUAUUGGAUACUAUUUCAAAAUCAGUGAUGACUGUCUUAAAAAAAAAGAAAAAUGGAAGUAAUUUACAGUAAGCUGAUAACAUCCUUAAUUUUGGUCCAUGAACAUCUUUUAUUUAUAUGAGGAUUCCUCAGGAGUUCAUAGCUAUGGAAAAGACCACACACCCAGACACUGAGCUGAGAGAGUGCCAGUCUUGGUUUUCAUCUGAGGGGUGGGAGGGUGAGGGGUUUUACAGAAAUAGAAAUUGUUGGUUUAAAGACUUUUAAAAAUGGAAUGGAAAUGGUCUUUAGAAAGCAAAGCCUUUCAAGUUGUUGUGUUGGAGUUAAGGCUUUGUAAGCAAAAGUACAAUAAAAUUUUUUGCUAAUAAUUA